AUGCCACAUUAUUCAAGAUUACUUCCGGUCCCAUCAACGUUACCGAUAUCUCCGCAAAGUGCCAAUAUAGCAAAUUCAAUAUUUGCUCAAUCACAACUUCGACAAGCUCCAUUACCAGCAAUUGGCACUGAUAUAACAAAUGCUGGAAAUAAUUUAGCCACAUUUCUUAGUUCUGAACAUGUUGUUGAGGAUAUUUCAAAAAUUGCUCGUAAUUUAUUGAGCUUACCAGGGUCUAAUCAGCAAGAAUUAUUUUCGGCAUUAACCUCAGCAAUCACCGGUAACAAAGCACUUUUACCUACCGGUAACGCAAUUGCCGACACUCCUGUUAUACAACCCUCAAAUAUACUGAAUACCAAAGAGCUUUUUUCAACCUUAGCAGAAAAAGAAAUUUUGGCAACAAAUUCGAGCACUCUAACAGAUAAGGAUGUCGAAAAAGCAUUGAAAAAUUUUCCGGAAGAAGAACGAGCUCUGUUGCAAGCAGCAAUACAAUCUGGUGAACUAGAAACUGGCAGUGUAUUAACAGCUAUCAAUGGAUCAAGCAACAGCACAACUGCAUCGCUGAAACAGCAUGAAAAUCGAUUACUUGAAUGGAUUCAACAAAACCGUCCAAGACCUUCCGCCAAUGUCAAAAAUCCAGCAACUAUUCCAUCUGAUAAAUUACCAUUUUAUGGCAAAUAUUGUGGAAGUUUUGUUGAUCAGAGUACUUCGAAGAAACAUUAUGACCUUGCUGGUGCAGUGUGGGCUGUAGAUAACCAUCGUUUUAUUAUUUCAAAGUUCCACUUCGUUCCUGGAUCACUUCUUACAGAAAAUGUAACAUUUUGGGCUGGUCCAGCCAAUAUUACUGGAAAUGCAUCAGCAGAUAUGACACCAAAUGCUAAUGGCUUUUAUUUAGAGCCGCAACCAAUUGAUAUUAUGACCUUUUUAACCAAACCAAUUCAGAAGAUUGAAGCCAAAAUAAGAAAACCUGUAACGUCUGAAACAACUUCACCAUUAGAUUCUCAAGAUUUUACGGUAAAAAAUACAGUAAAACGAGCAAAACGAGAUCAAUUUACUGAGUUCUAUGAAGAGCCAGCAUUCAGCUUUAUGCAAGAGGUUCCAACAGAAGCUCAUCAGGGUGGUUCUGAUGGCAAAACUGUACGAUUAGUGGCUGAGGAUGGCAUUUUGGAAACAGCAAAUUAUUCUUCAUUAUUUGCUAAUAAAACUUUUGUGUCUGAUGAUCAACCAAAGAAUGACAUUUUGGACAACAAAACUGAAUUCUCACAGGACACUACUUCAAAUAAUAUACCAUCAACAACUGGAACUGCUGCUACUACUACGAAUAAUACUGCUAUUGGCACAACAUCAACGGAAACCGCAGUAACAGCAGCAACAACAACAAAACACCAUGAUUCACCAACAACGAUAGCAACUGAAAGCAAAACAACACAGACGAUAACAGAAUCCACAAAACCAGCAACUGUACCAACAGAUGCGGAUACAUCAGUCACUGCAACAGUCAGCAUUCCAGCAACAGAAGUUACAGCAGUACCAUCGAUGCAGUUGUAUUCACCAUCAGCAGAAGAUUCAGCUGUUAAAGCAGAAAAAUCAGAUACCAUAACACCACUUGGAUGGUAUGCCGGAUUUCAACCGUUACUGUUGACACUACCAGAAACUAAGUGGUUAAAAAGUGUCUAUUGGUUAGCAAUCAGAGAUCAUAAACGUCAGCGCACAGUUGCAUCUGUUUUGAUUCCAAAUGGUCCAGCAUUUAAAAUACCAGCAGUUGUUCUACUAAGACCACUGAGCUCUAACGGUGUUUGCACAGUAACAUCAGGACCAAUUAAGGUUUUGGAUAUAAAAACCAUUGAGAUCAGUGAUCUGACGUUCCGCUGUGAUGGUGUAGCCGCCUGGUUUAUGAUUGGUAAAGAUAUUUUGCCAAACGAAAGCGGCAAUAUCGUUCCAAUAUAUAACAGACAGGCAAAUACGUUUGACUGUGAUUCGUUGCCACACUAUGAUAAUCAGACCGUAACAUUACGGUUACCCGGUGCACACGAUAUUAAAGAUGUUUUCUGGUUUUCAAUAUUUUCAAUGAAGCAAGGAGUAUCGCUAUCGCACAUCUAUUUACCUUACAAUGAUAUGCAAUUACCGCCCGAUCUCAAUGGAAUAGCUGUCAGUUUUUCAUCUGUUUGA
This is a messenger RNA of Enterobius vermicularis (human pinworm), 2166 nucleotides long. The record is from the annotation of a GenBank genome assembly. Lineage: Eukaryota; Metazoa; Nematoda; Chromadorea; Rhabditida; Oxyuridae.